UCAGUUGGUUAGAGCACCCGUUUAGUAAGCGGGAGGUCUUGAGUUCGACUCUCAAUGAAAGCAGGGUUUGCACUUUCUCCCAUCUGGGCCAUUCUCUCUAUUUCCAAUUCCAAUAUUGGGCCUCAAGAAUCAAUUCUCUCCUGCCUUUAUUAUCCCCCUUCUUUUUUUUUGUUUUUUCCCUUGUUUGUGAUACCACAAAUCGCUGAACCUCCGCCGGUUUCAAACUCGGUGUUCGCCGCUGCUAUCGGCUACAAAUCCCACCCACCCAAUUUCCCUUUCUCAGAUCCCGAUUUCACUCAAAAAGUGUCCCGAAAGAUGCAUCUUCAAUUCUUCAUCCGGUCCCCAAUUCACCAAACCUUAACACUAACCCUAGAUCCCACCCAAUCCCUACCCCUUCACCACCUCAAAUCCUCUCUCCUUCGAAAUCCCCAAUCCCUCUCAUCUUUCUACUUCACCCUCAAUGGGAAACCCCUCUCUGAUUCCACCCUUCUCCCAAAUCCCCAAAUUACUCAUCUCUCCACCCUCUUCCUCCUCCCCCGCCUCUAUGGCGGCGGUGGCGAUGGCGGCGCCACUGGAGCCGAGUCCCGGGACUGCUAUCUCAAGAUGUACGCCGUUAAAAGGCCCGAUAAAGUCGACCCCAAUGAGCAAAGGCUCGGUAAGUGGCUCAAUUGUGCCUUAUCUAAUGAGCCCUUAAGAGAACCUUGCGUGAUUGAUAAAUUGGGGAAUAUUUUCAAUAAGGAAGCUCUUGUUGAAGCUUUGUUGAGUAAGAAAUUGCCCAAAGAGUUCAGACAUAUAAAAGGUUUGAAAGAUAUGGUUGAUGUUAAGUUGUCCAUGAUUCCCGGGAAGGAAUCAAAUGCUGCUGAUGGUGCCACGUUUCAGUGCCCGAUAACGGGGCUUGAAUUCAAUGGGAAGUAUAAGUUUUUUGUGUUGAAGAAUUGUGGGCAUGUGCUUAGUGCCAAGGCUUUGAAAGAGGUUAAGUCGUCAGCUUGUUUGCUUUGUCAUAAGGAGUUUGUGGAGUCUGAUAAGAUGGUGAUUAAUGGAAGUGAGGAGGAGGUAGCAGCCUUGAGGGAGAGGAUGGAGGAAGAGAAAGCGAAAACAGUGAAGGAGAAGAAGAAAAGGGGAAUUGAUGUUCUUGUGGAAGGGGACAAGGGUUGUUGUAAAUUGGAAGGGAAUAGAAAACUUGAGAAUGGGAAGGGAUUCAUUAAUGGUGGGAUGAAGAAGUUUAGAGCUUCAGAUGUGGCACCGGCUAAUGCUACUAAGGAAGUUUAUGCUUCUAUAUUUACUUCUUCGAAGAAGUCUGAUUUUAAGGAAACUUUUACCUGUAGAUCACUACCACUUGGUCGAAAUUGAUGGUGUCGAUUGUACUUUGGUAAAGGUGAUCUGUCGGUGUUUUUCUUUGUUUGUUCAUGAAUGGAGACUAUUGAUGUGUUUUGAGGUCGCCUUUCCGUCUUUGUAUUUUUCCAUUUUUACUGUAACUGAAUUGGAUUUUACUUGUUUAAUCUAGAAUUCUAGUACAUAUUUAAUUUCAAUAGUGAAUUGUCAUUACAUGCUUUAUUACUUGCUUUGGUAUGAUGAAUCUUGAAG
Durio zibethinus is the source of this 1584-nucleotide messenger RNA. RefSeq lists its product as uncharacterized. NCBI's taxonomy places the organism in Eukaryota, Viridiplantae, Streptophyta, Magnoliopsida, Malvales, Malvaceae. The record is from RefSeq and is a predicted model, not a curated record. Gene Ontology annotation, cellular component: nucleus. Gene Ontology annotation, biological process: mitotic DNA replication termination.